This is a messenger RNA of Hippocampus zosterae (dwarf seahorse), 2729 nucleotides long. RefSeq names its product forkhead box P2 (gene foxp2). The record is from RefSeq and is a predicted model, not a curated record. Gene Ontology annotation, cellular component: nucleus. Gene Ontology annotation, biological process: regulation of transcription by RNA polymerase II. Lineage: Eukaryota; Metazoa; Chordata; Actinopteri; Syngnathiformes; Syngnathidae. Gene Ontology annotation, molecular function: RNA polymerase II cis-regulatory region sequence-specific DNA binding; DNA-binding transcription repressor activity, RNA polymerase II-specific.
GUUAGCCGCGCCGCCGUUUUGCUAACGUCUGUUUUGCUAACGUCCGUUUUGCUAACGUCUAUUUUGCCCUUUUGUGUUUUUUAGGCUGAAAUAUGCUGACUCUGCGCCCAUAGAAGCAACGCCAAGAGACGCCCGCUGAAAAGUCCAAAGUGGCCCAACAAGCAGAGAGGCGAGCAAACUUGCAGCAGCCAGACCGUGGCCCGAAUUCUCCAAAGAGCCAGGACAAGGGGUGUCCACCGCAGGUUCCAGCCUCAGUGGCCAUGAUGAGUCCCCAGGUGAUCACGCCACAACAGAUGCAGCAGAUCCUCCAGCAGCAGGUGCUCUCCCCCCAGCAGCUCCAGGCCCUCCUCCAGCAGCAGCAGGCGGUCAUGCUGCAGCAGCAACACCUGCAGGAGUUUUAUAAGAAGCAGCAGGAGCAGCUUCAUCUGCAGCUUCUGCAGCAGCAGCAUCCUGGCAAACAGGCUAAAGAGCAACAGCAGCAGCAACAGCAGCAACAGCAGCUGGCUGCCCAGCAGCUCGUCUUCCAGCAGCAGCUCCUGCAAAUGCAGCAGCUCCAGCAGCAGCAACACCUGCUCAAUAUGCAGCGGCAGGGCCUGCUAUCGCUGCCCCGGCCCGCCCCCGGCCAGGCCGCCCUGCCCGGACAGACAUUGCCCCCCCCAGCCGGUUUGAGCCCGGCAGAGCUCCAGCAGUUGUGGAAGGACGUGACCGGAGGCGGCGGCGGUGGCGGUGGCGGAGGCGGCGGCGGCGGCGCCGCGGCAGGCCACGCCAUGGAGGACAACGGCAUCAAACACGUCAACAACAUCGGCGGCACCCGUGGCCUGGACCUCUCCACGAACAACCAUAGCAGCAGCAACAAUAACAACCACAACAACAGCAGCAGCAGCAACAGCAGUUGCAACUCGUCGUCAACUACCUCCUCCUGCAGCCCCCUCAAAGCGUCACCGCCCAUUUCGCAUCAUUCCAACGGACAGUCGCCCGUCCUCAACCACAGACGGGAGCGGGAACGGGAGCGGGAGAGAGAGAGUUCACAGCAUGAAGAAAACGGCGGCUCCCAUCCCUUGUAUGGCCACGGUGUGUGCAAGUGGCCCGGCUGUGAGAGCAUCUGCGAAGACUUUGGACAGUUUUUGAAGCACCUAAACAACGAGCACGCCCUGGAUGAUCGGAGCACAGCCCAGUGUCGGGUGCAGAUGCAGGUUGUACAGCAGUUGGAAAUCCAACUUUCGAAAGAACGCGAGCGUCUUCAGGCUAUGAUGACCCACUUGCACAUGCAGCCCUCCGAACCCAAGUCAUCUCCCAAACCACUCAACUUGGUAUCCAGCGUGACCAUGUCCAAGAACCUGCCGUCGACAUCGCCCACUAACUUACCGCAGACGCCCACCACCCCCACGGCACCCAUCACCCCGAUGGCGGCCAUGCCCCAGGUGCCCUCGGUGCUAGGCGGCGCCAACGUGCCCAGCAUGGGCGCCAUGCGUCGACGCCACUCGGACAAAUACUCUAUGCCGCUGUCGUCGGAGAUUGCCCCAAACUACGAGUUUUAUAAGAACGCAGAUGUCAGACCACCGUUUACUUAUGCAACACUCAUAAGACAGGCGAUCAUGGACUCGUCCGACAUGCAGUUAACGCUUAAUGAAAUCUACAGCUGGUUCACGCGCACGUUUGCAUACUUCAGACGCAACGCGGCCACUUGGAAGAACGCCGUGCGCCACAACCUGAGCCUGCACAAGUGCUUUGUGCGCGUGGAGAACGUGAAAGGCGCCGUGUGGACGGUGGACGAGGUGGAAUAUCAGAAACGCCGCUCGCAGAAGAUUACAGGAAGUCCGUCGCUUGUCAAGAACCUGCCUUCCAGUCUGGGCUACGGAUCUCCACUCAACGCCAGCCUCCAGGCCGCCCUGGCAGAGACCACCCUGCCUCUACUGGGGACCCCGGGCCUAAUGACCGGCGGCUCCAUGGGAGGCUGCCACGGCCUCCUGGGCGGCGACCCGUCUGGAUUGAUGGGCGGAAGCCCGCCCGGCCUGCUGGGCGGCAGCCCACCGGGCCUCCUGGGCAUUAGCCCUCCCGGCACUCUCAGCUGUAGCCCCCCCGCCUUGUUGCAGUCCGUCCACGACGACCUGAGCGGCUCGCUGGAUCACCUGGACAGCAACGGACACGGCAGCCCCGAUUACUCCCCGCCCGGACACAUGCCGCCCGUGCACGUCAAAGAGGAGCCCCCCAACAUGGACGACGAUGACUGUCCCAUGUCGCUGGUGACGACGGCCAAUCACAGUCCAGAGCUGGAUGAUGACCGGGAGCUGGAGGAAGGGAACUUAUCGGAAGACCUCGAGUGAUUUUUCCUUUUCUAUCCCUUAGUUAUGCUCUUUUAUUUUGUUUUGUUUUGUUUUUUUCUCUCCCGGGCCAGACUUUGGAAAAGAACCACUCCGCAACGUUCACGCAAACUGCCGUCCACUCUUCCUUUUGUUCCUCCCUCUAACCGUCUCUCUCGUUCUUUCUCUCCACUGGGACUAUUUAUUGAGCAUGCAUCCGGACGCUCCAAAGGAACUCUCUGCUGCAGCCCUUUGAGAUGGCUGACGCCAACAUGUCGGGCAUGAAAUGCCUGCAAAAAAAAAAAAAGUAUUUGAUCCAAGAUGGCCACCGCAGUACAAGGAGGAUGGGCUCAUGGAGGGAUGGAUGGAUAUGAGGAAGGAGGACACAAAUGAGCAAAAUUCUGUCGUAUUCUGCCAAAAAAAAAAGGA